GCAAAAGGCAAUUGUGUGUUCAACGAUUUGUGAAAUAGAGAUAUAAAUAUAUAUACUCAUUCUUGAGGUGUCUGGGAGGGGUAUCUGGGUAUCUGGGACGAAGGGGGGUGUUUCUGAUAGAUUUUGGGGUGUUCAACGGCAUCCAAAUAGAAAGAAUGGUUGAGUUGCAACAGAAGAAUGCGACUGCAGCGGCGAUUGCGGAGCAACUUGGAAAGUGGGUUUUGUUGGCUGAUAAAGAGCUCACUCACUCUGAGCUCUGUGUAUGUAUACUAUACGUUGGAACAAUAAAAUAAUAAUAAUACGGAGUAAUAAAUCAGUAAUAAUAGUAAUAAAUAAGUUAACUAAGUUAGUUAAAAUAAAUAUGUAUGACGUAAAGCAAUGUUUAUAAAAAGGGAGAUUUGUUUCUUCCUGUAGCUGAUAUCUUCUUCUCUUCCAAUUCUGUUUCCCUCUUUUUUACUCCUGUAACUAACUACAUAGAAGAAGAAGAAGCUGAUGACUACUAACUAGUUCUUGUAACAAGAGAUAUCAACUAUCUCUCUUCCUUCCAUCCACCUAUAUUAGUAGUUUGCGUUAUUCGUUAUUCUGCAAACAACCAACCAACCAACCAACCCCCCUUGUCCGCCCUUGUUCGAGCAAAAAACGAACUAUCACAAGCUAACCAAGAACGAGAUAGAAAGGAAAAGAAAAGAAGAAAAAAAGAAAAGAAAAAGAAAAGAAAAGAAAACAAUACAAUACAGAGACAGACCCCUAACCCGGGACCUCAGCAUUGUUCCCAGUGAGCUCUCUCCCAUCCCAUCCCUAGCACACGAGGCUUGCCGUUGUUCUUUGUUUCCUGGCUGGUUGGGAAUUGUGUAACUACGCCAACACAUCUCCGGCCGCCUCCAAGAUUCAACCAACGUGCCAUUUAAUAUUAAUAUUAUUUAAUAUUAUUAUUGGAUUGGGAACGUAAGAAUAACCCAGAAGCUUGCUGGCUGAGGGAUAAGUUACCUCACACCUCUUUUCUUUUCCUCCCUCUGCUCUACUUCUUCUCCAUCUUCUUUUUUCCGCCACCAGUUCUUUUAUCACCUCUGCAACCGUGGCCUCGCUACAAGGUCAACAGCAACAACCCACCACCAAAAUGGCGAACUCUCUCGAUCACCUCACGAGUAGAAGCAAGCUGGAAUGGAUGUCCAAGCUGCAGUGUGACUACACGCCGUUGAGGGGAGAGAAUAUUGCCAACUACGCAAACUUCCGCCGUACUUCCAUCAUCGGUACCAUUGGUCCUCGAACGAAUUCCGUCGAGAAGAUCAAUAUCCUUCGCCAAGCCGGUCUUAAUGUUGUUCGCAUGAACUUUUCCCAUGGCGAUUACGACUAUCAUCAAUCCGUCAUCGAUAAUGCUAGAAGGGCAGAACAAGUUCAGGAAGGCCGCCCUCUUGCUAUCGCCUUGGAUACCAAAGGACCUGAGAUCCGAACCGGGAAAACACUCGAUGGCAAAGAUAUCAAAAUAACUGAAGGGACGGAGUUGAUUAUUACGUCGCAUGACGAUUAUGCGGAGAAGAGUGACAUCAAUCACCUAUACGUCGACUAUAAAAACAUCACCAAGGUGAUCUCGAAGGGUAAGCUCAUAUACGUGGACGACGGUAUCCUAUCCUUCCAAGUCCUCGAGAUCAUAGACGACAGCUCCCUGCGCGCCAAAUGUCUGAACAACGGCGUCAUCUCCUCCAAAAAGGGUGUUAACCUGCCCGGCACCGACAUUGAUCUCCCUGCCCUCUCCGAGAAGGACAAGGAGGAUCUCCGCUUCGGUGUGAAGAACAAAGUCGACAUGAUCUUCGCCUCCUUCAUCCGCCGCGCCUCCGACAUCCGUGACAUCCGCGCCGUCCUUGGCGAGGAAGGCCGCGAAAUCCAGAUCAUCGCCAAGAUCGAGAACGAGCAGGGCGUCAACAACUUCGACGAGAUCCUCGACGAGACCGACGGCGUCAUGGUCGCGCGCGGUGAUCUGGGCAUCGAGAUCCCCGCCUCCAAAGUCUUCAUUGCGCAGAAGAUGAUGAUUGCCAAGUGCAAUAUCAAGGGCAAGCCGGUCAUUUGCGCAACGCAGAUGCUCGAGUCGAUGACAUAUAACCCGCGCCCGACGCGCGCGGAGGUCUCGGAUGUCGCCAAUGCGGUCCUGGAUGGCGCGGACUGUGUCAUGUUGUCUGGCGAGACGGCUAAGGGCGAUUAUCCCAAGGAGGCGGUUUCAAUGAUGCAUGAGACGUGUCUGAUUGCGGAGGUUGCCAUUCCGUAUGUCAAUGUCUUUGAUGAGUUGCGGAACCUGGCGCCGCGACCGAUGGAUACCGUCGAGUCCAUUGCCAUGGCAGCCGUCUCCGCUAGCUUGGAACUGAAUGCGGGGGCUAUUUUGGUUCUUACGACUAGCGGCCACUCCGCCCGCCUGCUCUCUAAAUAUCGCCCCAUCUGCCCCAUCAUAAUGGUAACCCGCAACGGAAUGGCCGCUCGCUACUCCCACCUCUAUCGCGGCGUCUACCCCUUCAUCUUUCCCGAAAAGAAACCCGACUUCAACCAGAAGAACUGGCAGGAGGACGUCGACAACCGCCUCAAGUUCGGCAUCGCAAAGGCCAUCCAGCACCAGGUGCUGUCGCUCGGCGACUCGGUUGUGUGCGUGCAGGGCUGGCGCGGUGGCAUGGGCCAUACGAAUACCAUCCGUGUCGUGCCGGCGGAUCCGAGGAAUUUAGGGCUGGCGGAGGCGUGAGGUGGUUUGAUGGUGUGAUGGUGAUGGGCCCCCCCCCCUUUUGCAGGGUCUUUUUUCUUUCAUGAUGAUAAAUAAUCCAAUCGAUGGGUGAUGUUAGAUUUGGUUUGUUUUAUUUUCUUUCAUGUUUUUCUAGUUAAUUCUUUUCACUUUCUUGCUUUGCUGCUUCCUCCCAAAAAAAAAAAAAAAAAAAAAAAAAAAAAAAAAAAAAAAUACAUAGUACUUAAUGAAAAAUUUGGUUUCUGGUCAGUCUGGGAUGAUAAUUAAUGGUUCCCGCUUUUUCUUUUGCGGUCUUUAUUGUUUUUUAAGGGUUAUUAAAAAAAAAAAAAAGAAGAGAAAGAGAAGUACUUGUGAAGCCUAGCUUCCCCAAUGAAAGAAGUGUUCCAGCUAUCUGAUAAUAUAUGGGAAGAUCGUUUUUAUUUCGCCUUCUCUCAAUGCUUGAUUCCUAUUCAAUAAGUUAUGUUUAUACUAGUUGGAAUACAAAAAAUUAAGCCAGGUAAAAGAAUACAAAAAUAGUUACCAAUAUCUUGCACUCCUCCCCCCCC
Messenger RNA from Blastomyces gilchristii SLH14081, 3264 nucleotides. RefSeq names its product pyruvate kinase. Gene Ontology annotation, biological process: glycolytic process. Gene Ontology annotation, cellular component: cytoplasm. Bases 1118 to 2722 code for a protein of 534 amino acids. The transcript is spliced from 8 exons. Lineage: Eukaryota; Fungi; Ascomycota; Eurotiomycetes; Onygenales; Ajellomycetaceae. The record is from RefSeq and is a predicted model, not a curated record. Gene Ontology annotation, molecular function: magnesium ion binding; pyruvate kinase activity; potassium ion binding.